CGUGUCAUCACACACGUAAAGUUAAAAGUGUCUCAUUUAUUAUAAAAUUGUUUAAUUAUUCAAUCACUGUUCAGAAUAACUUACAAUUCAAUGAAAAGUAACCGCAAUAACAAUUUUAUACAGAUUAUAAAAUAAACUAUUUGUUAAAUAAAUUGACAGUAUUGUUAAAAAAAAUAUUAAAAUGCAGACUGUUAGACAUUAUUACAGUGAUUUCAUUUCGUGAUUGUUUGUCGUUUUUUAUACACCUUAUCUAAGUUAUUUAAGUGAUAAUUACACAAAAUAAUUAAUUAAAAAUUAAUAGAGUUAAAACUAAUUGAAAAGUUAUCUUAGUUUGCUUAGAGCCAUCACUCAAAGAACUAAUAAAAAACAUUCUUAUUUGAUAAUACAAAAUAAACCGAGGAAUAAUUACAAAAUGUUUAAAAAAUUUAAAGAUAAACUUGCUGAAGAGAUGAAACAAUCACCAGCAAGAAUUCAAGCAAGCAUGCAGCAAUUAGCACAGGCAGUUGUCUCUCCGAAUAUUUCGAAUGCAUCCAGUUCUGGUUUAUCAGCAUCAAAUGACAACUUUAGCCUUACAGAUGAAGGAGAUGAAACAGCAAAGAACAGCCCAGCUAAAGAUUACUUUCCAAGCAUCGAUUUAACCUCACUCUCUUCAAAUACAACUGGAAUUUCCAGAUCGUCUUCAAUUAAUAGUUUAGCUAGUGGUGAUACUUCAGGAUUAUUUCCUAUUUUUGAAAGUUCUGGAAAUGCUUAUCAUUUUCCGUCAGACAUAGAACAAUCGGCGAGUGAAACUGAUGAAUGUAUGAACCGACAAAUGGAUCAACUAUCAAAGGAAGAAAUAUAUUCAGCGUACCGUAAAAUUCAAACAAAGUAUUGUAAAUAUAGGGGAAAAUACAGAGAGUUGGCAAACCAUUAUCGAGAAAUUGAGAGGGUGAAGAUGAAAUUGGAGUCUUUGCUUGUUGAGACACAAAAUAAAGCUUUGAGAAGAAUUGGAAAUUUGAAAGAACAGUGCCAGUUAGAACAGCAAGCGAAAGCUCAUCUUGAAGAAGCUUUAAGGAAUGACAUUGAAGAAAAAGAUCAUAUAAUUGAUUCGUUAAACACUAAAGUAAAACUUCUUCAUGCGAAUGGAGCAAACGCAAAACUAGAAAACCAAUUAAAUUCUGCUGAGAACAAACUCGAAAGCGCAAGAAACUCUUCUCAAGAUUUAAUUAAAAUUUCCGGUGAGGAAAUGGAAGACAUUUCGCUAAAAUUGAAUCAAGCAGAUUCUGAAUUAUCAACAGAAAACCAUCAAUUGAAAAAUAAACUCGAAAAGCUCGAAAUUUUGAUUUCAAAAUACAAAGAAUCGUUGAAACGAAGUAAAGAAAAAAUAGAAGAAAUGGAAGAAGAAAAAUACAAAGUUGAGCGAGAGUUGGAAAUGUCGAAGAGCUUAAAUGAGGAAAAAUUAGAUGAAUUGAAAAAGGAUCUAAAUAAAGCAAAGGAAAAAAUUGAUUAUUUAAACGAAGAAAUAAAUGAAUUGCGUAAAAGAGAGGAGGAAUCUGUGAUUUCACUGGCAGAAAAUAAAUUCAAAAUUCACAAAGAACUUGAAAUCAAGGAAGAACAAAUCAAACAAUUAACUAUGCAACUUAAACAGGCAAUGCAAAAUAAAGAAAAGAAUAAUGUUGAUGAGAAAAGUCACGACAAUAAUGAAAUAACUAGAGAUGAUUCAGGAGAAGUAAUGAAUGAAAAUUUAAUUGACAUUGAUUCGGAUACAGAACAGAAAGUUGUGUUGGAGAAUAAAGAAAACAAAAUUAGUGAAUUAAACAAACUGAUUGAUGAAAAUGAACAACAAAAUCAUGAGAUUUCAAGAUUAAAGAAAGAAUUAAAUGAAUCAUAUGAAAGAAUAAAUGAUUUAACUGACAAGUUAAGAGAUAGUGGAUUACUUUUGAAUGAUUUAAAAAAUGAGACACAAAGAAGAAAUACAAUUUUUGCUGAAAAAGCAGUACAAUCAAUGAUGAUGAUGCAAUCAAUGAAAAAAAUUUGUGAAGAAGUGAAACUGACGAUUAAAAAUAAUCAUGAUAGCGUUAAAAAUUAUAUAACUGAUGAAUUAAAAAGUAAAGUGCAAGAAUGGGCAUAUAAUGUAGAAUUGUCACAGAAAAAUCAUGAAUCCCAAGAAAAAUUAAAUGAGUUAAUGAGUAUAAUUAUUGUAAAAAAUGAUUUUAUUGAUAAAUUAAAGCUUUCAAAAAAGGAACAAAAUUAUAUAAAUGAACAACUACGAGAAAAGAACCAAGAAUUAGAAAUGAAAGUUGAAUGUUUGCUAAAGAAUAAUGUUGAACAGAAAAAAGUAGAAGAAUUAAUGGAUAUUAUUGUUACAAAGAAUGAUUAUAUUAAUAAAUUAAAAUGUAUGAAAGAAAACCUAUUAUUAAAAAAUAAAAUACUUACAAAAAAUGAUGACUAUUUAUCAGAUUUAAUUAAUGUAAAAAAUGAAUUUAUUACUAAGUUGAAGCUUGUAAAUAAAGAAAUGAAAUGUAAAAUAGAAGUGAUGGAAGAAGAGAAUCGAAAAUUACAAUCAGAAAAUGAAGCUUUAGGAAAUAAUGAAAAUUUGAAAGAUAAAUUAGACGCUAUGAUGGACAUAAUCCGUGUAAAAAAUGACUUUAUAGAUAAACUAAAAGUUGUACAAAAGGAUAAAAAUAAUCUCAUUGAAGAACUAAAACAAAAAAAUGCCGAUUUUCUUACCGAACUAGAAACAUUUAAAAAAAGCAAUGGUUCAGUUGAAAUAUUAGAAAUUGAACAUAAAGAACUACAAGAUGCAAAAAAUAAAUUAUUAAUAUUAAAUGAAGAUCUUCAAAAAGCUAAUGAAUUUUCACAACAAAGAAUUAAAGAGCUUGAAGAGCAUCUUGAGAAAAAUACUGUGGAAACUCGUGAAACCACGGAUCUCAAUAAUAAAUUAUUAAAAGUAAAUGAAGAUCUUCAAAAAGCUAAUGAAUUUUUACAACAAAGAAUUAAAGAGCUUGAAGGGCAUCUUGAAAAAAAUACUGUGGAAACCCGUGAAACCACGAAUCUCAAUAAUAAAUUAGUAAAAGUAAAUGAAGAUCUUCAAAAAGCUAAUGAAUUUUCACAACAAAGAAUUAAAGAGCUCGAAGAGCAUCUUGAGAAAAAUACUGUGGAAACCCGUGAAACCACGGAUCUCAAUAAUAAAUUAGUAAAAUUAAAUGAAGAUCUUCAAAAAGCUAAUGAAUUUUCACAACAAAGAAUUAAAGAGCUCGAAGAGCAUCUUGAGAAAAAUACUGUGGAAACCCGUGAAACCACGGAUCUCAAUAAUAAAUUAGUAAAAUUAAAUGAAGAUCUUCAAAAAGCUAAUGAAUUUUCACAACAAAAAAUUAAAGAGCUCGGAGAGGAUCUUGAGAAAAAUACUGGGGAAGCACGUGAAACUAUGGAUCUCAAUAAUAAAUUAUUGAAAGUAAAUGAAGACCUUCAAAAAGCUAAUGAAUUUUCACAACAAAGAAUUAAAGAGCUUGAAGAACUCAUAAAAAAACACACGAUAGAAAUAAUUGAUAAAAACACAGAAAUUGAAGGUAUAACUAAUGUAACUGAAGCUUAUAAAAACCAAAUACGAGAUUUAGAAGAGAAAAUGAACGAAUUGAAAAAAGAAAUAAAUGAAGAAAAAAGAAAAAAUGAAGAACUUGAUGAAAUAAAUAAAUCAAAUAAAGACUUUAAAACGUAUGAAGAGGAGACAGAGAAUUUGAGAGGGACAGUAGAAAAAUUACAAAAGCAGCUAAAAGAAGCAGAAUCAACUGUUAUUAGUUGUCAAUCAAAAGAAUCACAAAUUGAAAACAUAAAUGAAUCGUUACGAAAUGAAAUAGAUGCAUUAAAAAAACAAUUAGAAACGAUUGAAGAAGUGCAGAGAGAGAGAAUGAAUCAGUUAGUAAAAGAAUUUCAAGCUCAAAUUAAUGAUAAAGAUCAGGAACUUCAGGCAGCUCUUGAUAAAAAAUUUGAACGUCAAAAAAAUUAUGAAUCAGAUUUAAUUCAACAGUACAAAGAACAACUUCGAGAUUUUCAAGUUGAAUUAACUGCUAAGUCUGAAGAAAUAGAAAGUUUAAAGAAAGAUCAAGGGAAAGAAAAUACAGAGGAAUUGACUAAACUAACAGAAUUAGUUACGAGAAUGAAAACAGAGCAUGAGAAUGAAUUGAAACAAAUUGAAACAAGGUGGGAAGAUAUGGUAAAAGAUAAAACUAAUGAAAUUAAUGAUUUAAAAAAAGAACGGGAGAAGUGCAAAAGAGAAUUAGAAAAUAAAUCUGUGGACUCUUUAAAAAAUACUUUGACAUCUCAGCAACGGGAGUUAACUGAGUUGCGAAAGCUUAUCAAAUUAAGACAUGAUACUCUGGAAGAUUCAACAGAAAUUGAAUAUCUUAGAAAUAUUUUGUAUGAAUACAUGAUGGGUAAAGAGACUUUGGUACUGGCUAAAGUCAUUGCAGCAGUUGUAAAAUUUGAUCAGGAACAAACUACUAGAGUACUUAAAAAGGAAGAAGACAAAUUAACGCUGCUUGGAUCUCUGGGAUUAACGUAAAAGUAUCGUAAACUGUUUAUAAGUAAGCAUAGACAGUUAUAAAUUGGAAUUAAUAAUUUAUUAAUAAUUUAUACAUAUAAUUAGUUAUAAUAAUUAUUAAUGUUAAUACUACCACUAUCAUUGCUACAUUUGUAAAAUAGAGUACAGUGGAAAGAAGUGUUUGAUAGCAUAAAUAUAAAUAACUGCCAAUAAAAUUUUAUCACUUCA
Chelonus insularis is the source of this 4747-nucleotide messenger RNA. Its product is annotated as putative leucine-rich repeat-containing protein DDB_G0290503. The record is from RefSeq and is a predicted model, not a curated record. Gene Ontology annotation, biological process: Golgi vesicle transport. Bases 413 to 4540 code for a protein of 1375 amino acids. Gene Ontology annotation, cellular component: Golgi apparatus. The transcript has 8 exons. Lineage: Eukaryota; Metazoa; Arthropoda; Insecta; Hymenoptera; Braconidae. Gene Ontology annotation, molecular function: small GTPase binding.